AUGCCUUCGGUCGUCUCCAGUUCUUCCGGACCGGCUACAAUACAUGAUUUGCCUGGAUUUACCACUCAGGUGACUACGGUGAACGAGGUCGCACCCUUUACACCGGUCGAUUCACCCGAGAAACGUCUAACAGCUCCCGAAAUCCCCUUCGCCAAUCUGGAGAAAAUGCGACGUUUCGCUGAAGAUCUUGCGAACUCCGACGCAGUUGCCUCCAACAGUUUAGCCUUACUAGGUUUUCUCGUGGAAGUCUAUACAGACAGUUUGCAAACCAGAAUCCAGAAAGAGAAACGGAAAGAACAGUGCACUGUGCCAACUAAAUUUACCGCGGGCUCUAAUGUGCAGAAGACCUCAGAAGAAACUAAGCUUGGGCCUGAUGGACAACCAGUCGUGCAGGAAUCGCUUUCCGAUCUACUGGAAUUAGCUUUAUCUACCUGUGACCGAUUGGCUACAGAAGUCGAUCGAAUUCGUGCGAACUACUGGCGUUAUCGUGCCCGUCAACUGGUUGCCAUUGGUCAAGAAGCCGGUCUUGAAGGGUGA
This is a messenger RNA of Echinostoma caproni, 537 nucleotides long. NCBI's taxonomy places the organism in Eukaryota, Metazoa, Platyhelminthes, Trematoda, Plagiorchiida, Echinostomatidae. The record is from the annotation of a GenBank genome assembly.